CUUGCAGCCGGCGGCUUUGGCGAGGUGUUCAAGGCCUCAUAUUAUGGCGCCCCUGUCGCCGUCAAGCAGCUCUAUCGAGGCUACAACCAGAAUGAACUCGCCGACUUUGGCCGUGAGAUUGGCAUCUGGCACAGACUCAGUCACCCUCAUGUCCUUCCCCUACUUGGUGCCUGCGACACUACCGCCAAGCCCUUCAUGGUCUCGCCGUUCAUGCCCAAUGGCACCCUCCACAGCCACCUUGCCACCGCACCCAAUCCCCGACCCCUUGGCGAGAAGAUCCGCCUCCUCUACGAAAUCUCCUCUGGCAUGGCCUAUCUCCACGGCAACAACAUUGUCCACGGCGACCUCAAGUCCCUCAAUGUGCUGCUGGAUGAGUCGUAUCAUGCCGUUGUGACUGACUUUGGCAUGGCCAGAACCAAGCACACUUCGGCCACCGCCAACCGAACUCGCCGCGACCAGCCGAUGGGCGGCACCCUUGACUACAUGGCUCCGGAGAUGCUCGAUUAUGAAAAUCCAGUUGGAUCGUCAAAGGCUACUGAUGUCUAUGCCUUUGGCAUCACCAUGUACGAGGUCCUCAACAACUGCAGGCCCAUCUGGGUCACCGCCGACGGUCAGCCAAUGAGGGAGAGAGUGAUUGAGUCUCAGGUCCUCCGAGGCAACCGACCCAAGCAGUUCGACGACAUCCCCGACAGUAUCCGAGCCCUCAUCGAGCGCUGCUGGCACCAAGAUCCCGCCAUGCGACCCAGGUUUCCCGAGAUCCUC
Messenger RNA from Polychytrium aggregatum, 762 nucleotides. RefSeq names its product kinase-like domain-containing protein. Gene Ontology annotation, molecular function: ATP binding; protein kinase activity. The record is from RefSeq and is a predicted model, not a curated record. The annotation marks the transcript as partial. NCBI's taxonomy places the organism in Eukaryota, Fungi, Chytridiomycota, Chytridiomycetes, Polychytriales. Gene Ontology annotation, biological process: protein phosphorylation. The transcript has a single exon.